AUUUGUACCACAGUGGGGUCUUUUUUAGAUUCGCACAUAAUUAGUGUUGGGGCACAAAGCGAGACGCUGAAUGGAGAUUGUCAGCUUUUGGAUAGGGGUGAGUAGGAAUCUUUUCAAAUAAGAUCGAUCAAUAAGGACAAAUUUUUUUCAUCCCCUCUACUCUCCACCCACUGCUUGAUAUCUAACAUAAGCAAAGAGACUUGUCCUUUAUCCUUUGCAUUUUCGACAAGGACUCCUUCCGUUGACAAAAUAUAAUCACUGUCUACAGCUAAAAUACAAAAACGGUGCAAAACAGAUUAUUAAAUUAAUUAAAUAUGAUGUAAUAAAUAUGAUGUGAUAAGUGCAAAAAUAAUAUCCAGAGUGGUUCAAUGGACAUUUUCUCAGUGGCAUCCCUGGAUAUUUAUGCUAAUGGAUUUCCUUCUAAUUGGACUGUACCUAAAGUGGCCACUGAAGAAGCCCCCUGGGUUGAUACUGUGUUUAUUGGGCAUUUUUCUAAGAACGGUUCCCUUGGUAGAGGGGGUUUGUCCAAGGCUGUGCCGCUGCGACAGCAAGCUGCUGUACUGCGAGGGGCUCAACCUCACAGACAUUCCCCGCAAUUUGAGCAGCGCCAUGGGCCUGUCCAUGAGAGAAAACAACUUGACCGAGCUGCGUGAAGGCCAACUGGCUGGUCUGUCACAGCUCACCUGGCUCUAUCUAGAUCACAACAACAUUGACAUUGUGGAGGAGGGUGCAUUUGACAGGCUAAGACGGGUCAAGGAGUUGGACCUCAGUUACAACCGGAUUGAGAGUCUCCCAAAUGGUACCUUUAGGCCCCUCCCAAACCUGCGUAUCCUGGACCUUUCAUACAACAGGCUGCAGGCACUGGAGCCUGACCUGUUCCACGGCCUUAGAAAGCUCACCAAUUUGCAUUUGCGCUACAAUGCUCUCAAAUUUGUGCCAGUGCGGAUUUUUCAAGACUGCCGGAGCAUGCAGUUUCUGGACUUGGGAUACAACCAACUGCAGAGCCUGGCACGAAACUCCUUCGCUGGCCUCUUCAAGUUGACUGAGUUGCAUCUUGAGCACAAUGAGCUAGUUAAAGUCAACCUAGCCCACUUCCCUCGCCUCAUGUCUUUACGUACCCUGUACAUGCACAACAAUCGUGCCACUAUUGUUGUCAAUACACUGGACUGGACAUGGAACGAUUUAGAGAAGAUUGACCUUUCAGCCAAUGAAAUCGAGUACAUUGAGCCACAUGUUUUUAAGAGUGCACCCAACCUUAAGGUGUUGAUGCUAGACUCCAAUCGGUUGACCUCUGUGGAGCAGCACAUCCUGGAUUCCUGGUCAUCUCUGGAAAGCAUUACCCUGGCAGAGAAUGACUGGGAGUGCAGUCGCAAUGUGUGUGCCUUGGCCUCUUGGCUGAGUGCCUUCCGAGGCCAGCGUGACAAUUCCCUGCUGUGUUCAAGCCCCGACACCGCACAGGGCGAGGAUGUGUUGGAUGCUGUCUAUGCUUUUCAGCUAUGUGAGGAUCCCCCAAUGGAGGUAACUACAGCAGGCCUGUACGCCUCUACAAGGGAUCUGGCCCAGGGUGGCUCUGUUUUCCUGGGCCCGUUUACUCCCAACCCUUAUGAGGGUGAGGGUAGUGAGGUGGUCACCAGUUCUUUCACUGUCACAGUAGGCCAUGAUGACCUGGAGAGCACCAUGCAGAUCCACAAGGUGGUGACUGGCACCAUGGCACUCAUCUUUUCCUUUCUCAUCAUAGUGCUCAUGCUGUAUGUGGCAUGGAAGUGCUUUCCAGCCGGCAUAAGACAACUGAGGCAGUGCUUUAGCAGUCAGCGCCGUAAGCAGAAGCAAAAGCAAAGCAUGCAGCAGAUGGCUGCAAUUUCUACACCGGAGUACUACGUUGACUAUAAACCUAACCACAUUGAGGGAGCUCUGGUAAUCAUCAAUGAAUAUGGCUCUUGCACUUGCCAACAGCAACCUUCUCGGGAAUGUGAGGUGUGACCCUGCUUCGUGAGUACGUCUUUACCUGUGAUUAUAUGGAUAUACAGUAAAUCCGUCUUUUGGAUACACUGGGGAGGGGAAUAUUGCGGGACAGAAGGAAUAAAGGGAUCUUUUGGACACUUUUUACACAACGUCUCACUGUGAUGUGGAAGGAGUGUGCUUUAUGCAGCUGACUAUUUACCAGUGGAUUUACGGCUACUGCUGUCUUCUUCUGAUUUGAGACCACAGGGCACAAUGGGCCCCUGACUCUUGGACCUGUUGAUGUUCUACAGAAACACAUAAAGGAAUACAUUGUGGGCACUGAGGUUUUUCUCUCAUGGGUGGAUAUUUGAGCUUUAAUGUGUCUUUCUACUUCAGGACAUUUAAUUAUUGUUUAAAAACAAACUGGGGACACACAAAAGAAGAAAAAGGAAACAAAAAAAAAACAAACCAUUUGUAUUAUGGUAAACACAAUAUUUGAAAAGCAUUUAAAAUAUUAAAAAAUCAUGUUUAAGUUCGAUGAAAAUGUAAAAAUAAAAGUCUGUGUAAAAUAUGUCAAAAGAAUAAGUGCAAAUGUGGACAAAAAAUGAUACAAGAUAAUCUAUUUCUUUUGUAAACUACAAAAAAUGUUUAAAUAAAUGAAUUGCUAUUCACAGUGAACUCAUUUGUACGUGAGAAGCUGUCAGAAAGGAUGAAUGACAAUAGACGCAGUCUUUGCGCUUGUGGACUGGAGAGCCAUGUCUCUGCAGUGUAUCCAACCAAAAAAAUAAAAUGAAAUACAAAAAAAUUAAAAGGGGCAGAGGGAUAUCUGCAUCUCAUCUCUAAUGUAAAAUCCAUGGUCUGAAUUUUAGAUCUCUUCUCUGUUUUAACUCUCAUAUUUGUUGUUUUAUCAUUCACUGUGUUGGCUCGCUAUGAGUGUAGUUUCUUUUCCCCUUCCCAUUGCCUAUUUGAGAAUAGAUUUGAAUGAUCUAUUACAUUUAAAUUGGUUAGCAUUUUUUCAUAUAAUUAUAUCACUAUUUGUGUACCAUCCAAGUAAAGAAAGCAGAGUGUCAAAGAUUUUAAAGCUAUGCCUCUCAUUGCCUCUCACUCUUUGGCUUUCACUUUCACUGAAUCAAGCACACUAAAGACAACCUUCAUUGAAACCUUGCAUACUUAAAUCAAAAUACAAUUUCAGAUUGUAUCAGAAUCAUUGAAGAAAUUAUCCAGCAGCUUAAAGGAAGAUUUGCACAUACAAUAUUCUUCACUGUGUUUUCAUGUAAUGUAAAAUGUUUGUUGAAUACAAGGCCAUUUUGAGGUGUAUAUAUAUAUCCUUCUUCCUCUGGUGUUCAUUGUGUAAAUUAGUGCACUGACAGAUGUUGUAUUUCUUGGGUCCAUUGACGUGAAAAGUAUGUUGUUUGAGGAGGGGGAGCAGUGAGAGGGAGAUGGAGGAUCACAACGACUGCAGAAAGAGGGAACAGACUGCUCUCUAGUGUGCAUAUUCUCAUACUGUGGCUGCAUUUUACCCAUUGUGCACCAUACGCUGCAAACUUCCACAGCAGGUGCAACAUCAAUAUACUGAAUCUGCAGCGCUUUUCUGGAAAAAAAUCAAUGCAUCAACUUGCAUCAUUUUUGUGUUAUUUUGCGAUAAAUUAAGAUAAUGUUUACAACUUGUAAGUCAGCAGGAAUAAAAAUGUUUUAAGAACUCACUGACGAUCAUUACAUAAUUAGUUCCAAUACGAGUAAAAGUUAUCUUCAAAUUUAUCAACAACAUUGUAAGUGCACUUGGUGUUCUGGUGUUCUAGUGAACAAUAUGCAACAAGGGGUCUGAAAAACAGGUCGGACUUGGUUCUUAAAGUGUUAGAAAUGGUUUGGUGAGAUUUAAAUUGGUGGAUCUUGUUGUGGGUGAUAUAGAGCCUGAGAGUAAUCCCUGCCUGAGAAGAAGUGCAAAGGUACCUCAGGAAAUAAGAAUAGUGUCUGAAAAAAUAGUUUUGCUGGGGCUGACGAUUUAUUUUAUUUGACCAAGGCUCAUUACCAGUGGCUCUGAAAUGAAAUAUUUUUAGCUGAAAAUGGUAGUGGUUUUUACAGUAUUUUACAGUAUAUUGCAGGGAUUGCAAACUCUCGAAAAUGAUUGAUUAAAUUUGUGUUAAUUCUUGUAAUCACUAGAUCCUCAAAUCCUGGGGGGGACUGUCAAUGUGAGCCAUGGGAUAUACAUAUCAAAUUAACUACUUUUCCUCCUACAGCUCAUAGGAUUUCUCUCAGGUAAAAUCCCAUCACAAACUAAUCAUCCUUAUUAACAUGAAGGAUAUGCUGGGAAUUUAGUAUUUCGCACUUGAGUGCACUAAAUUGAAACUAUUUUCUUAUUCCAUUCCUCAAUAAAUGAAAGUGGCUGUAAACAUGCAUUUCAUGUUGCAAUAUAAAUACAUGGAAUUAAUAUCAUUUUAAACACUAAUUUAAAAAGGUUUUCUUCAAUAUGGAAUCCAUCAGUCAGUUUUCAAAACUAUAAUGUGUCUGUAUUUGUAUGUGAGUUUCUGCUCGCAGUUGUAUUAAGGGAAGUUUGUCUUCACACAUAUUCAUGCCAAAUGGCGCUGAAUCAUGAGUUUUCAUCUGAAACUGACCUCAGUGGUCUGUGACAGUAAUAGGACCCUGUAUCAGUCAUUAACAUCAAACCAAUGUCUAAGGAAGUGGCCCAUGCAGGAUGAAAAAUAAAGGUGCAGAGUGAGCAAUAUACCCACAAUGUACUUUCAUGUUUUUUGGCUAUUA
Molecule: messenger RNA, 4698 nt
Organism: Morone saxatilis (striped sea-bass)
Lineage: Eukaryota; Metazoa; Chordata; Actinopteri; Moronidae
Gene: lrrtm1
Product: leucine rich repeat transmembrane neuronal 1
Exons: 1
Coding region: 403-1980 (525 amino acids)
Molecular function (GO): protein binding
Source: RefSeq, a predicted model, not a curated record